GAUAGCACACGGUGCCUCGCGACGUGCCCCCGCGACCCCCGAGGCAGAGCGGGUUUCUCGAACGCGCCCAGGAAACUCUCUCGAGACACGCGGUGACAGGAGCGCCGCCCCGCGAAGCGGUGCGAAGUGAUGUCGGCGGUCGUCGCGGCUAAGGAGGCGCCCCCGGUCCCGGCGACCAAGGACGCGCCCCCGUCGCCGAGCAAGAAGGAGAAGGGGAGCGAGGAGAAGAAGAAGCGACGAGGGGGGCGGGCGAACCGGUCGAAGAAGGACAAGGACAAGGCCAAGGAGGCGGACGCGGAGGCGACGAAGUCGUCGUUCGACUGUUCUUCCGCCAUCGCCAAGGUCUCCGAGAGCCUCUGGGUCUCAGCGGUCUCCGGCACGCGCAUGGGCGCGAGCCUCGAGGCGACGCUCCUCGAGUGCGGCGUGACCGCCGUCGUGUCGACGCUCGACAAGUCGCAGCCCCUCGAGACCUUCACGUUCCUCGACGUCGACACCUCGGCGCCGGAGUGCACCGGCGCGCUCCACGAGGCGUGCGACUUCAUGAACGAGAACAUCGAGGAGGGCGGCGCGGUCUUCAUCCACAGCCGGAGCGGCUUCGCGCGGAGCGAGUGGGCCGUGGUGCUCGUCGUCGGCUACCUCGUCAAGUACGAGUCCGUGAAGCUCCGCGACGCCGUCGAGCGCCUCGCGGCCGCGACGAAGCGCGCGAUCGCGCCCGCGAGCCGCUUCCGACGGGAGCUCGCCGAGUUCGAGGAGGAGGCCCUCGGCGAGGCGUCCGUCGACGAGGAGUGGAUCGAGGACGCCGCGGACGUCGACGACAUCAACCACACGCUGACCGACACCACCAUGGCGUCCUUCGGCGCGAGCGACACGUCGGAGACGGACACGGACACGGACGCUUUGGGCAUCGCCCGGGCGCGCGGCCCGGCGCCGGCGCCGGCGCUGAGCCCCGUGCCGGCGAGCCCGUCCUUCGGCAUGGGCGACACGACGACCGACGCCGAGUCGUCCGGCGCCGAGGGCCUCGGCAUCGGCCCGCCGCGGCCGUCGUCGGCGGCCCCGGCCCCGGCCCCGAAGCCCGCGCCGCCGCGCCAGCCGACCUUUGGCGCCGGCGACACGACGACGACGGAGGGCGAGACGACGGACGCGCCGGACGACGAGGAGCCGUUCGUGUCGGGCUUCGGCGACAUGGGCAGCGACACGGAGGACGAGGACGGCAACGUGAAGCUCGACGCCGACGGCAACCCGCGGAAGUCGCGCUGGGACACGUCCCACAUCCCCGACAACUGGAAGGAGGGCCUCGACCCCGACGACGAGCGGCUCCGCGGCGGGCCGUUCUACCGCGACCCCAACUUCAAGGGCGAGUUCACGGUGCCCUACCCGGACUUCAAGGCCGACAUGGACCACAAGAUCGAGGGCAAGUGCCACUACGCGUUCCUCAUGGGCAACCCCUGCCACUGGAUCUGCUGCGCGUGCGACUACGGCAUGUGGGAGGAGUACGUGGGCUUCCGGAGCCCCGUGGGCUGGCAGAAGGGCAUGCACCCGGAGGUCGCCGACACGCUCUGGGAGGUCUUCCAGUCCGACAAGCCCCAGGCGGAGAAGGACGCGGUCUACAAGCACCUCGCGGACAUGUGCCGCCUCUCGCUCGGCGAGGGCACGGAGUGGGACACGAUCCUCAAGUGGACGCGCACGGGCAACCGCUACCACGACAAGAUGGUCGAGGGCUCGAAGCUCCCGACGCCCAAGAACGUCUACGGCCACGGCUGCAAGAAGGGCAAGAACUUCUCCGUGGGCGUCAUGAUCGGCUUCGAGCGCGGCGACCUGCUCUACGGCGACGCGGCCGAGGGCCUGUCGAAGCCGCCCUUCAACGACUACGAGGGCAACUCCCUCGAGGCCAUCAACGCCGGCGAGGACAACUGCAUGGUCAUCUACUGGAUGCUCGACCCCCACUACGGCCAGCACCGCCUCUACAUGUGGGUCUGCCACCAGUAUUCCGCGCGGCAGCAGUGGGGCAUCUGGAACCGCAUCAUCAACAAGCCCCUCCUCCGCGAGGGCUACGUGCCCCCGCCGCCGAACCCGGAGAUCGACCCCCGCGCGCCCAAGGUCGCGCCCGACGCGAACAACGACCCCCUCGACUCCGUCGAGUAG
This is a messenger RNA of Aureococcus anophagefferens, 2142 nucleotides long. RefSeq lists its product as hypothetical. Lineage: Eukaryota; Pelagophyceae; Pelagomonadales; Pelagomonadaceae. The transcript is spliced from 4 exons. Gene Ontology annotation, biological process: dephosphorylation. The coding region runs from base 130 to 2142 and encodes 670 amino acids. The record is from RefSeq and is a predicted model, not a curated record. Gene Ontology annotation, molecular function: protein tyrosine/serine/threonine phosphatase activity.